UGCGGCGUCUGCUAGAUCGCUAAGAGUGUUUUGUUAGCAGAAAAAACGUAAUUUAAUCUAAUCUGCUAGAAGAUUUAGACUGCUGUUUUCACGAAAUGGGUGUGUUAAGCUUACCCUUUGAUGUUUAUGCGAUGGCAACCUGUUCCGGUUAAAAUGAUAUGCAUUUUAUAAAUAUCAGUCAUGUCAUUGACGGUGCAUAACCUAUGUGUGAUGUUUCUAACGUAAAGUAUGUACCUAAUUGUCGUCUAAAAAUUGAAAAUACAUUUGAUUAAAUGAUGAGAGAUGCGUACCAAGGGCCUGCUAUUGUUGCUUAUCUGCAUAGCAGGAAGCAGCAUUAUCUUCAUUGCUUUCAGCAAUCAACGACCUUCCAUUCAAACUCUAGUUACAGAGACACACAAGCAAUUACGAAACUUCCAAGAAAAUUUGAAAGACGUUGAGGAAAAGCGCUUGGUGACAGAUUCCAAGUAUCUUGCGAUGCUUGGGCUGGAUGGGCAAACAAGCACAACACCUUUUAGUCUUAAAUCUCAAAAUGUGACUGUUGUCUCUCUUAUUAGGCCUGGAAACGAACAACACAUUUACGGCUUUGUGAGAAAUAUCAGUCACUUUUUGCCAAAUAACAGUAUUGUCGUAUAUAGCGUCGGUUUGAACGACGAUUCUCUGCAAAGUAUUAGGACGGCUUGCAACUCUACGAAAUGUAAUGUGAUUCAUUUUGAUAUAAGUCUAUUUCCGGCCCAUGUUGAAGAUGAUAGGCUACAUGUUUAUAGGCCACUAGUUAUUCAGACAGCUUUAAACACAUUAGGAAAUAUACUGUAUAUGGAUUCUAAUAUGCGUUUGAAUUCUUCAGACAUUUCAAAGUAUCUUUCACCAAAAUCUGGGAUUUUAAGUUGGCCUACAAGGCAUGCGAUUAGCUCUUUAACGCACCCGAAGAUGUAUGAAUAUUUUCACGUUUCUGCAGAAAGUUUCUUCUUUCUUCCUUUAAUAAGAGCAUCGCACUUAGUUAUUAGAAAUGUUAAAGAAAUUAGAGAGAAAGUAAUGUUGCCAUGGGUUCAGUGCGCACUGACGAGAGAUUGUAUUUGUCCUAUCGGAGCUCAAUCAGCAGGUUGCCGAUUUAAUAAGAAACCACAGUAUCGGUAUUCCGGUUGUCACGCGUAUGACGCUUCUGCACUGAAUAUCGUACUCGGACUGCACUUUAAUUUCGAUGAUACGUGUUACGUACAUCAAGGGCGAGAAACGUACUUCAAUAGGGUACAACCAGAGGAGAUUACGGAAGAGUAUGUUACGAUCACACGACAGAAUAACGCGACUGAGUCGAACUUGCGGAAUAUCAUAUCAAUUGAACGCUAAUUUCCCUGAUAUCACGAUUCAUAUUGAAACAUGAAUCAAUCGAUAGAUCGAUUAAGCACAAGUUAAUAUAAGGAUACAUAGAUAAGUUGAAGGAUAAAUAAAGAACUUUAGCGAACAACAAA
This is a messenger RNA of Bombus pyrosoma, 1466 nucleotides long. RefSeq lists its product as uncharacterized. Bases 283 to 1344 code for a protein of 353 amino acids. The record is from RefSeq and is a predicted model, not a curated record. The transcript has 4 exons. Lineage: Eukaryota; Metazoa; Arthropoda; Insecta; Hymenoptera; Apidae.